Molecule: messenger RNA, 480 nt
Organism: Dictyostelium purpureum
Lineage: Eukaryota; Evosea; Eumycetozoa; Dictyosteliales; Dictyosteliaceae
Exons: 1
Coding region: 1-480 (159 amino acids)
Source: RefSeq, a predicted model, not a curated record
AUGUCAUUAAAAACCAAAGUGUAUGUUUGUAAAUUUAUUCCGCACGAUUCAAAUUUUUCAACAAGUAUUAAGAGUCAUUGGGGUUUAUUGGUAGCCGGUCAACUUUUCCAUAUUAAUGUUGAUGAUAAUAAUAAUGUUAUUUACAAGAGUAAAGAAUUUAAAUUUUACUCUCUUGAAUACACAUAUACCUUUAUAUACAUUGGUAAAACAAAAUUUUCUUUAGAAAUCAUAGAUGAUACUGCCAGAGAUAUUGCAAACAAAUUUGUGUAUAAUAUUAAAACAUCAAAUUGCCAAAAUUUUAUUUACGAAUUAAGUAAAUUAAUAGUUCCAAAAUUUAAGUUUCCAUUGAAAGCAUCCGAUUUAUUUGAUGGUUAUAUUAAUUGCACAACAGCAAUGGGUUCAAAAUCAUCAAUUUUUUCAGUUAAUUUAACAGAAGAAGAAAUAAAAAAUGAAAGAGAUGCUUAUAUAGUAAAAAAAUAG